This is a messenger RNA of Aspergillus costaricaensis CBS 115574, 603 nucleotides long. RefSeq names its product dolichyl-diphosphooligosaccharide--protein glycosyltransferase subunit 4. The transcript has a single exon. The record is from RefSeq and is a predicted model, not a curated record. Lineage: Eukaryota; Fungi; Ascomycota; Eurotiomycetes; Eurotiales; Aspergillaceae. Bases 191 to 394 code for a protein of 67 amino acids. Gene Ontology annotation, cellular component: oligosaccharyltransferase complex.
CAUCGCACCAACAACACUCACUCACUCACUUCCCCUUCCUCUCUCGUUUUACUACUCAACAAAGAAAAACAAACAAAAGUACCUUACUUUAUCCAAUUACUUACCUCUUCGUCACAAAUCAACCAGUCCAAUUCCUCCCUGAAGCGCUAAACAAUAACAACAACCUAAUACCUACUACCUACCCUCCACAAUGAUCACCGACGACGAACUCCACCGUCUGGCCGUCUUCCUCGGCUCUUGCGCCAUGAUGAUGAUCGUUCUUUACCACUUCCUCGAGGUCAAUCAGAAAGAAGAUGACGAGGAGGUCGACGUCAAAAACAACAACAGCAACAGCAAGCAACAAUCUACGGGCGCGUCGUCGUCGUCGGCUGGUUCGACUACUACCACUGCGUGAAUUUGAUUUGAUUUGAUUUGAUUCGGUUUGGACUUGGAAUUGGAAUUGCAGGGGCAAUGUCGUUAUUAUAAUUGUCAAUUGAUUGAUUGAUCGAUUGAUGGAUCUGGCCUUGGAAUGCGGUUUGGUUUCCGACUUUGCGAUACAAACUACUACAAUGUAUGGUCUAUUGUUCCUGGGCGUGUGCGCAAAGGAGAUAGACAGACAGACAG